CGUCACCGAAUCGACACUGACCGAGUUACCCAAUGUAGUAACAAGGGGGUAGGGGGGGCUGCCGCUGUAAGGUGAGCUGACCUUGACUACGACUGAGACAGAAAAAUCAUCGCUGGCUGGAUUACUUAUUUCGGUCUACGUGAGGCCGCCCGUAAACAAAAGAACUUGAAGAAUAAACCGGUAAUUUUAAUUAAGUCUAUGAGGGAUAUAUACAGCCAGCCAAUGCUAGAGGCAGAACGGUAGGUGUCGGUGUAAGUCAAAGAACGACGAGUAUCACCGAAAAAAGAAGACAGGGGAGGGGAUCAAGCGCAAAGGUGAGCGACCGAGCGAGCGAGAGCAAUCAAUCGUCAUCAUCAAUGCCCCAAUAAUACAAAGGAGAAAGAAAAGAAAAAAGCGGAUGAAAACGGGGUCGUUGAUAUGGGUACAGAUCAUGUAGUUGUCAGGUAUCUUUCUGGCGUGUUUCUGGCCGCGCUGGUACAGAGGGAGGAUUAAUACGGGCGAUGCUGGGAUCGGGAUCAUCAACAGGGCAGUGCUUGUAAAGGUUACAGAAGCCUCAGGUACCGGGCACGUUGGGCCCUUUGACCUUGGUUUAUGGUGCGCGGGCUCCCGUUUGAGGUGCCGGAUUUCCAUGCUUGUAAAUUUGGAGGCAUUUAUUUUAUUCACGUCCUCAUGAGAAUUGUUUAAAAAGUCGGUGGCUCUGCCUCGACGAGAGUUCUUUUGUUUUCUCUCGAUUCCAUUCGUAUACUACUUUCUAUUGCAUCACUCAUACAUAACAUAACCAUCCAUCUCAUAUAUAUCCAUCCAUCCUCUGGAUAUCCAGCCCCCCUCAUCUCUAUCAUAACAACUCUUGCAUUACACGUCCUUUUCCCCUCCACGCUAAGGGACAGCUUCAGCUCUCAAACACCAGAAAUUAUUGCCGAGCUUCCCGUUCUACCCCUCCACUGAACCUUCACGGCUGCGGCUUGCCGUCAUCGUCACUGUAGCUCUAACCAACUAAAACGAGCACAUCCAAAGACGCGCCACGCAUACCAAACACUUCACUGCACUAUACGAAAGCAAACAAGCAAGGAAAGGAAAAAUCGGCAGCUCCCGUUUUUCCCUUUUUGGCCUACUACAUUGCACUACAUUAGACUUUGUGUGUGAUAUCUACUGCCUAUAUCAAGAGCUACCCCUCUUCCCCCAACUCUUUCAUCAUGAGUCUCGUACAACAUUCUUCAAGUGAGGCUGCCUCACCUGUUCCCAUCAUCGAGACAGACGACCAAGGAAGACCCGUGAAAUCAACAAGUACAAACGGUUACUUCCCCUCCUCCAGCGGCCAACAUCUUCCUUCUUCUGCCAACGGAACUGUUACUCCUUCGUUCAUCGACAACAUGUCCCAUCUCUCUGUUGUCCGUGCGAGAGACGACUCUGACGCUGCGUCUGUCCGCUCCACGAGCUCUCGCACCUCGAGAAAGCCCCAGAUGCAGCUUGCGAGCUAUCAGGAUGAGUUCACCACCAGCGUCUACGGCUCUCGCUUUGCGGGCAUGGAUCUCCCCAGGCAUCAUAUGCCAGAGAAUGAGAUGCCCCGCGACAUUGCGUAUCGCAUGAUCAAGGAUGAUCUGAGUCUCGACAACAACCCCAUGCUCAACUUGGCGUCUUUUGUUACUACUUACAUGGAAGAUGAAGCCGAAAAGCUCAUGGCUGAGUCCUUCUCCAAGAACUUCAUCGAUUACGAAGAGUACCCUCAAUCCGCCGACAUUCAGAACCGCUGUGUCAACAUGAUCGGCGAUCUUUUCCACGCGCCUCCCGGCGAAUCAGUCGGUACAUCCACUGUUGGUUCAUCAGAAGCUAUUAUGCUCGCUGUCCUGGCCAUGAAGAAGCGCUGGAAGAACCGCAGGCAAGCUGAGGGAAAGAGCACCGAGCACCCCAACAUCGUCAUGUCAUCUGCUGUGCAGGUCUGUUGGGAAAAGGCCACUCGUUAUUUCGAGAUUGACGAGAAGCUCGUCUACUGCACUCCUGAUCGAUUCGUCAUGGAUCCUGAUGAGGCUGUUGAUCUGUGUGACGAGAAUACCAUUGGCAUGUGUGCUAUUCUCGGAACUACUUACACUGGCGAGUACGAGGAUAUCAAGGCCAUCAACGAUCUCCUCGUUGAGCGAAACCUUGAUGUUCCUAUUCACGUCGAUGCUGCCAGUGGCGGUUUUGUCGCUCCAUUCGUGGUCCCCGACCUAGAAUGGGAUUUCCGAUGUGAAAAGGUUGUUUCCAUCAACGUUUCAGGUCAUAAGUACGGUCUUGUGUACCCUGGUGUUGGUUGGGUCAUCUGGCGAUCUCCCGAGUAUCUUCCUCAAGAGCUCGUCUUCAACAUCAACUACCUCGGAGCUGACCAAUCCUCUUUCACCCUCAACUUCUCCAAGGGUGCAUCACAGGUCAUUGGCCAAUACUACCAGCUCAUCCGUCUCGGAAAGCAUGGUUACCGUGCUAUCAUGAGUAACCUUACCCGUACUGCCGACUACCUGACAGAAACCCUGGAGAACCUGGGUUUCGUCAUCAUGUCAGAACGAUCUGGAGCUGGUCUCCCCCUCGUUGCCUUCCGAUUCAAGACUGUUGAAGAGGGCGGUGAUCCUGAUCGCUACUACGAUGAGUUUGCUCUCGCCCACCACCUCCGAUCUCGAGGUUGGGUCGUCCCCGCUUACACCAUGGCUCCCAACUCUGGUGUCAAGAUGUUGCGUGUUGUUGUCCGAGAGGACUUUACAAAGAGUCGAUGUGACCAGCUUAUCUGUGAUGUCAAGCUGUGCCACGGUCUUCUCAAGGAGACGGAUCAGGAGUCUAUCAAGAAGCGUGAAGAGUACAUCAGGAAUCAUAUUUCUGCCAUGGGUCGUGGAAAGCAUGCCCACCCUGUUUACAAGGGCGAGUCGCAUUCUCUCCAGGGCAAGACUGGCAAGACACAUGCUAUUUGCUAGAUUUACAUAGACGGAUAUACGAUAUAGGAUACCGGGGAUGUUUGGCGUUGAGCGUGUCACGAUGUGCGUUUUGUAUACGGACACAGGCCAUCAAUUGACUUGAAUUUAAUCUUCAUUCUGAAAUGUUUGUCCACAUAGCUUUGUGAUUUCCACUCGUAACAUGGUUACAUCUCAUCUAACUCAGUGUUAGGUCCGAUGACUCAAUUGGCCCCUUUAUUCAUAUCCAUAAUUGACAUUCGUCUCAUCAUAUUAAUGGCAAUCGCAAAACGUAAAUCAGUAUAUGGUAUCUAGCCUUUUGUCUAGUCUCGCUCUCAUCUUAACAUCAAACACUUUUAACCAGUAAUCAUAAAACACCAACUCUAUCUCUAUCGAGUAGCAGCAAUAGCGGCCUCCACAAUAUCCAACCCCUGGUUGAUCUCCUCAUCCGUAACAGUCAGGCUCGGCACAAAUCGCAAUGUGUUGACGCCAGCACUAAUGAUGAGCAAGCCUCGCUCACGGGCAGCCUUGAUAAUGGCUGUAGGAUCCUCAGACAACUGCAGACCCAAGAUCAGACCUCGCCCACGGACCUCUGUGACAAGAUCGGGAUAUUGGCUCUGGAGCUUGGUGAAGCGCUUCUUGAAGAUCUCGGACUUGGCGCGAACGUCGGCUUGGAGUUGCUUGUCGGAGAGACGGCCGACAAUGUAGUGCGCCAGACGGCAGGCAAGAGGAUUUCCGCCAAAGGUGGUACCGUGGUCACCGACCUUCAUCUUAUCAGACACAUCCUGCGUAACAAGCACAGCACCAAUUGGGAAACCAUUUCCGAGAGCCUUGGCUGUUGUGAGGACAUCGGGAUGAGCCUCCUUGGGCAAGUUACCGUGAGCCCAGAGAGUUCCUGUUCGGCCGAGACCAGACUGAAUCUCGUCGUAGAUAAGAACAGCACCAACCUCACGGCAUCGCUUCGCAAGCGCAACAAGGAACUCCUCAGUCGCAGGAGUAACACCACCCUCACCCUGAAUAGGCUCAACAAUAACACCGCAUGUCUUCUCAGUGACCAAAUCAUUGAUCCCAGAAACAUCGUUGUAGUUUCCCGUCUUAAAGCCAGGGACCAUGGGCGAAAAGGGCUUUUGGUACUUGGGGUUCGGUGUCGCGGACAAGCUGCCCAUAGUUCGGCCGUGGAAACCAUUGUUGAACGAGACGAUCUCGACCUUCUCGCCUGAGGGAUCGACGACCUUUCCGGCUUUGCGGGCGAACUUGAUAGCGGCCUCGUUGGCUUCGGAACCGGAGUUGCAGACGAAGACUGAGGCGGCGUUGUGCAUGGCACCUGAUUCGAGGGUUUUUUCGACGAGGAGCUUGGAGAGGGCGCCCGUCCACGGGUUGUAAUAGAGAUUGGAGGCGUGAACGAGAGUUUGGGCCUACCAUUGACCGUUAGCAACUCAAGUUCCACCAUCUAAACUAUAGUUUUCUUACCUGCUCGUUCAAGAUUCGAGUAAACUCAGGAUCGCAAUGACCGAGGCCAUUGACAGCGAUACCGGCUGUAAAGUCCAAGAACUUUCGGUCCUCAGCAUCCCACAGCCACGAGCCCUUCCCCUUGACAAACACAGGCGGAGGACGAGCAUAUGUGGCAACCAUAUAAGGCGCAUGCUCGUUCACAAUGGCAGCGCUCUUGGAAUCAGACGCGACGUCGGCGUUCGGUAGCGAAGCGAAACCUCGGCGGACGAUCCAAGGACGGGCGACGGCAGCGCAGGACGCCAAUCGAGCUCGGAGGGGAAGUCGCAUAGCCAUUGCGAUUGUGUAUUAUUAAAUAAGAAGAAGAUGGGGGGAAAAGAGAGGAAAUGCAAAGGUGAAGUGAGUGUAAUUGGGUUUGGAGGGGAAAGAGAGAGAGAAUAUUUGUGAUUCUUAUCUUAUCAAUCGCCUCCGCUAUCGCAGUUGGACUUUGACACUAAAAACUUUAUUCGAGUCACUUGCCUGCCAAAAAAGGAUCCAAUAUGGAGACGUUUUGACUCAAUCAAUGGAAUCAUUUAAUCCUUGUUAAUUUACGAUGAAUUUAUAUUGAGA
Messenger RNA from Fusarium verticillioides 7600, 4970 nucleotides. RefSeq names its product glutamate decarboxylase. The record is from RefSeq and is a predicted model, not a curated record. Gene Ontology annotation, molecular function: pyridoxal phosphate binding; glutamate decarboxylase activity. NCBI's taxonomy places the organism in Eukaryota, Fungi, Ascomycota, Sordariomycetes, Hypocreales, Nectriaceae. The transcript is spliced from 4 exons. Gene Ontology annotation, biological process: L-glutamate catabolic process. The coding region runs from base 1194 to 2936 and encodes 580 amino acids. Gene Ontology annotation, cellular component: cytosol.